Messenger RNA from Leptosia nina, 1002 nucleotides. NCBI's taxonomy places the organism in Eukaryota, Metazoa, Arthropoda, Insecta, Lepidoptera, Pieridae. The record is from the annotation of a GenBank genome assembly.
AUGUGUGCGUACAGUGCAUUAGCUGCACUGGAUAGCUACAGCGCACAGCAGUACCCAGACCAGUUCCACAUUCAGACUGAUGAAGAUGAUGAAAGGUAUUUCCUGUACCAGACUCACAAUGGCCAAUACAGAAAAGAACGAAGAUUGAAGGAUGGCUCUGUAGUGGGAACCACAGGCUGGGUGGGCGCUGAUGGUUACUUGCGGUUACAAGACUACAUAGCUGAUGACCAAGGUUACAGAAUAUAUAAGUCCAAAACAGUAUACGUUGGUGACCAUUCCAUUGGAGAGUCACUAAAGAUCGCGAAAACAGCACCAACGGACGCAGGUUUUAACAUCACACCUGCACCAGCAGCUCGGCAUCCACAUAGAGGAACACCACGAUUUAGUACCACCACUAAAUCCCCUAUAUCUCCGUCUUCAACGCUAGAACCACCCAGAUCUUAUCCUGAUGAAGUAUCAACCACUCCAUCUCCUUAUGUCCCAUCGUCAACACCUCGCGUCGAAGUGUCUCCAAACUCAAUUGACUCCUCGACCAAUUUUGAUUUCCGACCUACUGUCCCACCUAUUACUUCCGACGAGGCAACAUCUACUAAUCCUUAUGAUUACGAUGGAACAAAUACAAAUACAAUUGACGGUUACUAUGGCAGUGAUAGCAGACGCUACGACGUCUACAACCCGAACUCUUACAGACAUGCUGAUGCUUGGACUCAGAGACAGCGGCCUGGUCAAGCGAUAGGCGAUGGCUACACUCCCCAGUUCCAAGGGUAUGACGGUGUGGCGUUCAGAAAGAAUGGCUUCCGUUAUUACCUUCCUAAGCAGUACCAUGAAGAACAGAACAGUAAUUCUAAUGAGAGAACGGGGAGUUUCGGUUAUGUAGACCCGUUUGGUAUCCGGCGUGUAAUUUACUAUAACACAGCACCGGGUCAAGGAUUCCAAAUUAAGAAAAAUAAUAGAUAUGUGGGUCACGAUGCGACGCCCUAUGAUCCUAGACCGAUUAACUAA